Messenger RNA from Funneliformis mosseae, 1647 nucleotides. The record is from the annotation of a GenBank genome assembly. Lineage: Eukaryota; Fungi; Glomeromycota; Glomeromycetes; Glomerales; Glomeraceae.
AUGAAUCCUCAUGCUUUCGACUUUGGUGAUGUUGAUAAUGAUGAGGAUAAUGAAUUUGUGAUUGGUAACUUAAAAGGUGAACUGGCAGUGUUUAAAGGUAUAUCCGUUUGCGGGGAACCUUAUAUGAUUUGCAAUGGGUUAGGAACAAUCACUUGUUUGGCCAUUGGUGAUAUCAAGAAUUCGGGAAAGAAUUCGAUUGUGUGUGUAAACGCGGAAGGUCAGUGCCACAUCUUUGAUGUAGAACCCAGUUAUGAACUAAUUCCAACAGUCGAUAAUGAAAAUGCAACAUCAUCAUCAAAGAAAAGUAACGACUCGCAGAAUUCUACGAUUAGACCCAUCAUCAAUGUCAAUCCAUUGAUCAUUGAAAAACCUACAAUGACAUUGCCCGUUCCUGUUAAUUGUAAUCGAAUCUUGAUCGCAGAUAUCGAUGGUGAUGGGAUUAAUGAAGUUGUUCUUGCUCGUACUGAUCGCAUAUUACAUGUACUUCAUUUCCAAAAAUUAUCCAUUGAUGAUAUCAAGUCUCUCACGAAGGAGCAACAAAACAUAUUGGCUAGGUCAAAUAUGAUGACAGAUCUCGCGGCAGAAAUGUCGAACUCUAAAGAUAAAGAAAAGAAGAGUGUCAAUAUUGUGAUGCAUUUGAUAGAAAAAAAGAAGUGGUUCUUUGACGGACAGAUCACUUCUUUGUCCACAGCCAAGGAUCCGAUCACUUCUUCUCCAUUAUUACUUGUUGGCCAGCCUGGCGGUCACUUAAUAAUUAUUGAGAGGAAUGAGAAAAAAAACCUUCCUACUCAAGUAUCGGAUAAUCCUGAAAGUAGUGAUGAAGUUUCGACUGAAAUCGUCAGGGGAACGAGGUUUAAAAACGGUGAACGUUUGGACGUUGUGGCAAUUAUCACUAUGGAUGGCAAAUUUACAUUAUACGAUCUUCAAAAUUCAAGCAUGUCACAUCAUGAAAUUUCAGUUACGCAUAAACUGUUUGGAAUGGCUGCUAUGAACUUUUGCAAAAAUGGUGAUAAAAAAUUCCUUGAUGAACCUGAAGAAAUGGGAGACGAUAUUUUUGUUACUUGUGCGUGGAAUGGCAAUACAUAUAUGAUUGAUCAUGAUUUUAAUAUUGUCAAAUUUGAAUUUGAAGCAAGGGUUUGUGCAUUCGCUGCAGGCCGAUAUGCUAUUACACCCGGUCAUAAUGUUAAUUGUUUUAUGUACGUGGAUUUUGAGGAUCGUAUAACCGUUUAUUAUAAUUUGCGAAUUAAUACAAAACCGGUCACGAAUUUCAUUGAAAUAAUGAGUGGUCAAUUUAAUCAGUUUGAUGAAUUAUUAAGAAACAAAAUACCAGAUUACGAUCAAGAAAAAAAUGCGCUUUCGAAUGGACCAAAUCAAUCUGAAUAUAAUAUCACCGAAUUUUUCCAUCAAUGCUUGUAUCAAUUGGACGAUUAUAAGAAUAUGAAAUCUAAACUUCAACGGGAGAUCGAAGAAAUAAGGGAAAUAAAUGAAGCAGCGGAAGGCGAUAAAUUAGGAUCUGCAGAGAUAUCGAAAUCGCUAAAUGAAGAACAAUGUCAAAAUGAUCAAGAACCAUCAACAAUAUCAGAACAGGAAGAAGGUAUAUUUAAUUUAUUACAGGAUGUUGAAAAACGAGAGGUAGAAAACGAAUAA